This is a messenger RNA of Podarcis lilfordi (Lilford's wall lizard), 35028 nucleotides long. Lineage: Eukaryota; Metazoa; Chordata; Lepidosauria; Squamata; Lacertidae. The record is from the annotation of a GenBank genome assembly.
AUGGGGACCGCAGCCGAGAAGGUAAGGAAAAUAACUUCUCACAAUUUGUUUUAUCUUUAUAUUUUGUUUUAUCUGGGGAGUGGGGUGGGGGGGGUGCAUCCAACUCCUCCCUGGAUCUGAAUAGUCUGAAAAUGCCCAUGUUCAAACAACUUUUGGAAUGUAUGUCUGAUGUAGUAGCAGGCAUGGUUUUGCUUCGGGGAGAGUUUUAAUGAAGCAACUGGUUCCUGCUCUGUGAGAUAAAUGUGUGCCUCUGCACCAUUUGAUUCUGAAUGGUACAAGCAUGGGAUUUGGUUUGAAAUGAAAGGAACUGUUUAAAACUAAUACACAUUUAUUAGAUUUAUUAACAAUGGCAGCAGGGGGUUUAUUAACAACAUGUUGUUUUUAAAAAGUAUAUGAAAAGGAAGACAAUUUGACAGUUCAAGAGCUACAGGAAAAAAAUAACAAAAAGUCUCGUGGCACCUUAAAGACAACCAAAUUUUAUGUCAUAAGCUUUUGUCACUGGCUGUACUUUUGCAUUUCAAGGCCAUUUAGCUUUGACAUUUCUCUCUCUCCGUCAGUCUUUCUCUACCCAUUUAGAGAAGAUAUACAAGUGGGGAUCACAUGUGCUCAUGUUAGGGAUGUGCAGAACCUACUUGCGGAAUUCUGUUGGCAGUUUAGUUUCUCAAUUCUAGCAGAAAUUAUGGUUGCCAGUUUGACACAUUUUGGAUGCACACCAUUUCAUUCAUUAUCAAGAUGAAAGAUCUAUCUAGUCCAGCAUCUUGUAAUCGCAGUGGCAAGUCAUACCCUAGAUCUAAGGUCAUAUAUUUUUAUUUAUUUUAUUUAUUAAAUUUGUAUAGUGCCUUAGACCCGCAGGUCUCAGAGUAGUCACAAGAUAAAAUCACAAUAUAAAAACACAAAAUACAUAAUGAAAACAAAAAGAACCCAAUUAACGCCCCCAUCCUAUCCAUCCAGCCAUCAUACUAUCAUUUUACUUGUAUGCUGGCUUUCUGUAGUUAAAACCACACUGAAGGUGGCUGUUAACAUGAAAAAGUUGCAAACAUAGCAAAAGCAGUCAAACAGAAAAUCAGGAUAUGAAUUCAAAAGUAAUACGGUUCCAUCUUAAUUAGCCUAAAAACAAAUUAUUUUAAUGCUAGCAGUAAGUGCACCAGGAUGCUAAUAAAAUGGAAAAUGGUGUAACUACCAGCAGCAAGACAUGUCGGGAGCAGCCUGCGUGUUGAUUGCUGUUUUGCAGAUCAGACAUUAGGUACAGAAGAUAACACUUGGGGAAGAGGUCAGGGAGGACACUGACAACGAAGAAUGUGGAUGAGAUAGGAAGUAUUUUUGAAUCUUCUUUGAAUUGAUGCAUACCUGCCCCAUGCUCUGAAUCCUCAUGUGCACAUGUGUACUGCUAGUCAUCACCAUAUAGAAAGACUUCCAAGAACAUAUGUGCUGAACAGAGAAUACUGGCAGUACUGAGCACCCUUCUGGUUGGUGUGGGUAUCUCUUGGAUUCCAAACUCCCCUCCCAUCCAGUUACGGGAAUGUCAGGGCUGAUCAUUGGCAAUGCUGAAUGAGGGAAUCGAUGUAAUAUAACAGGGAUCGCCAUGCACACAAGCCUGGAUGUUGGGUCGUGUGCUUAUUUCCACUGGGAACAUUGUCUGUGUGUUGCAAGGUGUUUGUGUUGGAAGGAGGCUUCCUUACAUAAGUCACCCUUGCUGGAUCAGGCAAAUGUGGAUUAAAGGUGCUUAUCAGAGUUACCUUGGCAUCCUCAGUUGGGAGUCCUUUACGGAACUAAAGAAUAGGACAUGCCAUUGCAGCAAUAAUAACAGCAACAGCAACAACUCUUUAAAGCCCUAGAAGGCCUGGCCACCCCCAUCGUUCAGCCCAGACACUGAGGUCCAGCUCCAAGGGCCUUCUGGCGGUUCCCUCACUGCAAGAAGUGAGGUUACAGGGAACCAGGCAAAGGGCCUUCUCGGUAGUGGUGCCCACCCUGUGGAACGCCCUCCCAUCAGAUGUGAAGGAAAUAAACAACUAUCUGAAGACAUCUGAAGGCAGACCAGUUUAGGGAAAUUUUUAAUAUUUGGUAUUAUAUUGUUUUUUCAGUAUUCUGUUGGGAGCUGCCCAGAGUGGCUGGGGAAACCCAGCCAGAUGGGUGGGGUAUAAAUAAAUUAUUAUUAUUAUUAUUAUUAUUAUUAUUAUUAUUAUUAUUUAUUACUAUUAUUAUUAGCAGUGUCAGCAUUUGAGUCCCUGUUCUCUUCUUUUGAGACACAGCAGCUGGGUUUAUAGCGUUGGAGCUACAGCACACUAAUGAGUAGUUACCUAGAAAAGACUUCAUGAUCUAUUUGGGUGUGUACAGAUGUUCCUUUAAACACCUCCCCCCUUUCAGGUGAGCCCAACAGCUCUCUCCUUCGCACUGAAUCCCACAAAUAGACCCACCAGCAAUUCAAAACCCCCACCCUACCCCUAAUGCUUCAGGCAAACUGUUUCAUGUUAAUGCACUGCAUGGAUACUUUAUAAUGUUCAUUUGUUGCUUGCUCAUUUCUUGCAACCACGUUGCAAAACGGAUUUGGGUGGGCAGAAUUGGGGAAAGCAGGCUUGGGAUGCUGCAGUCACAUGUGGACCAGCACUGCUGCUGUAAAGCUAUCGGAAGUGAUAUCCACAGAGCCUGGCCCUGGAGGAGGUGAGGUCCCAUAAGCAUAUUUCCUGAUCAAACGAACACACAUUUGGAUGCCCUUAAUAUCUGUGAAUAUCCCAGACAGAGUUGUUGUCCAAAGAGACAUGGAUUGCAUUCAGGCCAAGCCCUUCCCCCGCAUUAGUCAUUUGCUGUAGGAACAGUGCCUUAAUAUAUAUUUUAAAUAUACGAUUCAAGCCAUUGGAGACAUGGACGGAGUUAAUUGCAUGCUUGCUUGCUCCAAAGGGUUUAUUAGCAACGCUUUCCUCCACUGCUCCUUGACCCAACGCACACCACGUUCAGCAUUAUGCCUUGUCACAAAGAAACAAGUGCCCAGUAGUCAGAGACACUUAAGCUUGCGUUUGCCAGUAACUGAAAGAAGUGUGGUUUUGUUGUUGAGAAAGUCGGUUACUAAAGCAGGCUUCCCUCUUUGCAAAGGAAGUGGGCACUUCGCCCUCUGUUUCCUGAAGCAUCUCUGCAAGAGGAUCAACCCUGUACUUUUAUGAGCAGAGGGUGCAGGAUGCUGUGGCUCAGCAGCCAUUCAGAGUAUGUACUAGGGAGGGAAUACUGACAGGAGAAGCUAUGUAGGAGCAGACUGGAUAGCAGUGGGAGACAGGAAGAACUGGGAAGCAAAAGCAUCUGCAGGCCACACUCUCCCCUCUUUUAGCCACUGGGCGUGGGAAGGACAUGAAAAAAAGAAAACACGUUAAGGAAAGAAACGUAUUUUUGUGUUUUGAUUUUGUUGUUGCAAACACAUAGCUGAAGAGUUAACAUAACUGGGGUGACUAGAGCUUACUGUAAAACACAUUUGCAUAGUGCUGUUAUUACCAAAGCUUAAUUGUAUAACAAUAACACACGCAGACGGAUGAUGCCUCUAGACAUCUUUGCUGCCAGAGUUAUCUGGCUUUUCAGAAAACACAGCUAAUUUAAAACACGGCGUCUCACUUUGUGCCUCAGCAAACUUGGUAGUAUGGUAUUCCUGCUGCCAAGACCAGCCUGCCCUUGCGCAAUGCUCAGGCAAUUGUGUUUAGGUGGCAUGGAAGGGCAGCAAAUAGUUCCUUAUAUAAUUAAUUAUUGUUUCAUUUUUACUCACGAGAGAUGCACCUGUAGGAUUUUCUGCCUUGGGUCCCAAAAGAACUUGGGUGCUAUGUACCUUGGCUUGUGUGUGUAGAGGGGAGGGGCAGACAGGGAGCCAGUUAACCCUUUGCUUUGGGCUGCAAAAUGUUUUGCCAGCCCCGGCUCCUGUUCAGGGUGCCAGCUAGCCAACCAGCCUCUUCCAGGGAUAUUUCUUUCCAACCCCAACCCCCGCUUCUUUCUGUUUUCUUCGCCAAAGUCAGCCAGCAUUUUUGGCCACUUAACAUGCUCAGUCUUUCUGGCCUGUUUUUGAGUGCCCCAUUUUAUUUUAUUUUUCUCCCCUCAAGGCUGCCAGUUCCUCUCUCUUGUGCAUGGAUAGGGGCAUCUGGAACAGCUUGCUGAGUGGUGCUGGAGCUGCAGCAAUAUAAGCUCCUGAUUACCGUGUGUGUCUCUCUCUGUGUGUGUAUCUGUGUUGAGGGUGGCAGUGACAGGGAGGUUGGGCUUGUGUGGGUAUACUAACAGGACCACUGUGCAGAGUCUGCACCCCCCCAACCUCACUGCUGCUUUGAUCUUUCUUCAUGUAAUGUUGUUAUGGACCAUGUUGAGGGCUUGUAGAAUAUUCAUUUCAUGACGAUGAUGAAAAUUGUUGUUAGCAGUAAGCCCAAGCUUGUUCAGAAAGCUCCUGGCUUGGUUGAAAUUGCUUAUUCCUGAUCAAUUGCUAAAUAAUAGCUAUGGUGUAGUGCAGGCAUCCCCAAACUCGGCCCUCCAGCUGUUUUGGGACUACAAUUCCAUCAUCCCUGACCACUGGUCCUGUUAGCUAGGGAUGAUGGGAGCUGUAGUCCCAAAACAGCUGGAGGGCUGAGUUUGGGGAUGCCUAGUGUAGAGUGCCAGAUUAGGACCUGGGAGACCAGGGUUCGAUCCCCACUUGGCCAUGAAGCUCCCUGGGUGAGCUUGGGCCGGUCAUUGGCUCCCAGACUAACCCAUCUCACAGGGGUGUUGUGUGGAUUAAAAGAGGACAGAGGGGUGUAAAGAACCAUGUGCACCAUCCUGAGCUUUUGGAGGAAAAGUUGGGAUAUAAAUGCAGUUAACAAAAAAAUGGCUGCUCCACAAAAUAGUCUAUAACAAGAUUCUACUCAUCAAUUUGCUAUGUAUUCAAACUAGCCCCUAGUUAUCAGAAGCAGAAUAAAAUGUGUUUAUUAGACAAUGGCAAUCCUCUCUUGCAUCAUCAGCGUAGCUGCUCUUUUAGUAUAGAUAUCUUUAUAUCUGGAACCUGACUUUUUCAGUUUUAAAAUCUUGGUCCUUCAAAAAGAAUUUGCUCAUUCAUGAAUAUUAGCGAAAGUACCUGCAGCCAGAAGAAAGGAUUAGUAAUUUGGGGUUUUUUCUUAACUGCCAAGUUGUCUCAUUUCCUGUUUCAGAGAUCUGUGCCAGAGACUAAAAAAAUACAUUGGUAAAUGGGAGCAACCUGAAGCUUCAAAAAGUAGCCUUCCAUAGUGGAAAAACUUCUAUAGCAUAUUGGGGGUGGGGGAGGAAGGGUGUUCAUGUUUAAAAAUGAACUUGGAGCCCUUCAGUACCAGUACUUAUUGCCCCUGCUGGUUCAACUCCUCCAGAACCCUAAAACUAAGCAGAAUAAUCUAGUUGUGCUGACUGUCAUUCAAGUCUAGAAAAACAGUCAUAAUGAAUAAAGAGCACUGCUUAGCUGAGGCACUAAAUAUUUUUAAGGUAUAUUGAUGCAAAUGGUAGACAUUUUAAAAAUGAGGUUGGUUUUAAACAUUAAAAUCAAUGGGCAUUAAUAGGCUUUAACUUUGCCAAAAGAGACUCAACAUUUUUAAUUGGAUUCUGCACAUCCUACUGGUUCUUAGUGCUGUUUACAGUAUUAAAAUGCAACUUUGCCUUUUUAGUGUGUAAGGAAGUUGCCCAGUUGCCCAGUGGUGGGAUGCAUGAUUUGUAUGUAAAAGGUCCCAGGUUCAGUUACUGGCAUUGCCAAUUAAACAGUUAGGUAGCAGGUGAUGUGAAAGUCUUCUGCAGGAGGCUCUGAAGAAUUGCUGCUUGACAGAGUGGAUAAGGCUGGGGUCAAAAGACCAAUGAUCAGACAUAGGAAAUCAGACAGCAGCUGUAAUAUUACCAAUAGUAAUAAGAGUAAAGUCCAAUAACCAGAAUUCUGGAUGAAGAAGGCGGUGAAGUAGACUAGAGAUCAGUUAAUAAUCAGCUCAUAAGAACUCACCAGUAUGCUAUUAAUUAUUGGAGGCAAGAAAUAAGACACAAGUCUGGGAAGAGAAAUCUUGAGAGCUUCAGAAUGUGGAAAGAUGUGCCAUGUUUGCUAAGAGGGAACUUGAAAUGAGGUUUCCUAAGAUUGCUCAACAGACAGCAUGUAUAAGGAAGUGAGGGUAGCAGCAGAGUAUAUGCAAAUGAAAAUAUGCAAGAAAUAGAAGCAUGUAGAUGACUGUGCAAAGUAAUAACAUAAUUGCCUGGAGCAGCUCAUUAGAGUUAUAAAUGGUGAUUAAAUGAGGGCAAGUAACUAGUGUGGUGUGAUCAACUGAAAUUCUUCAGACUAAGAACCAGACCCUGCUGUAAAGCCUUAUAUAAGCACUAUGUAUAUAUCUGUCUAACUUCAAGACGUCACAAGUAAGCCUCUUUCCCAUCAGAUCGAGCCUUUUUGUGCUUUGUGUUUCCAAUAAUUCUGCUUUUGUCUGAAUUUUGGAAUUUACAUCAAAAUCUUGACUUUGAAAUGCUGAAGGGCUCUUAAAAUGUAACUCAACUUUUGGAUAAAUUUCAAAACAAUAAGAUGAAGACUUAAAUGUUGCCAUUUUGACUCCAGCGUUCAUAAUUUGAAUAGCUGGGAACCAUUUCAAAUAAAAGAAUGGAAUGCUGAUUUUUUUAAAAAAAUGAAUCAGAACUAUGUUUUGUGGCAGCAGAUUCCAUAGCCUAAAUGUGUGUUGUUGGAAGAAGUGCUUCCCUUUGACUCUCAUUGGAUUGUCCUGGGGUUCUGAAACAGGAUACUGUCAUAGGAAAGCUAGAGAAAUUUCUGUAUGAAGAAAAAUUGGGAGGUCAAAGGGUAUUUCAGUUAAAGACAAGGUGAACUAUUCCAUUCAAUUGUUUAGGUGUUUGCAAGGAAUCAACUCAAGAUCUAAAGCUAGGCAUUCAGGCCCUGCCAACCCAGCACCAACAUAGAGUGAGGGAUCUACUUUGUUUUUCUUUCUACCAACCAGAGAGUCAGAUUCAUAAGACAUACAGUUAGAAUCAGAGUGCAGGGUGCCUCUGAGCAGAUUUUGAGCCUAUCAAUGUGAAUCGAGUUCACAUUCCUUCCACCCCCCAAAAAUCCACUCUGGAUUAGAAAGAAAGCUUCAUUGCAGCAGCAAAAUUUAGGUGGAAAGUUCUUUAUUGUUGCUGUUGUAAAAGAAUUGGGAGUCAAAAACCAUUGUCAAACUACUAUAAACCACCAAGAGACCGCCCAGUAGAUCUUGGCCUACCUUCUUCCUAUCCCUGCUCUAGAAACUGGGACUGGCUAAAUUCCACUUCGGCUAAAUUCUGGAUCCUGAACUGAAUUAGACUGAUUCAGGGCUUGUCUUACACUUCUGUUUGUCCUGUGUCUAGAAAGCAUGUGUCUGAGCAGUUGUCCCUUUGCCCCACUCCUUUCCCAGCGAAAACCCACUCUUUAGUGCUAAAUCAGAGCAAAAGUCAAUCCAGAGAAUUUGAAUUGCAAUUUUGCUCUAACUGAGCGCUAGUGAGUGGUUUUCCCUGGGCGAACGCAGCUGGACAAAAGAAAGUGUGGAGGAGCCUUCAGUUCAACCCAUGAUUUUGCUGUAAAUGGCCACUGAUAUGGCUUGGGUCACCUCAGUUCUGAAUUGUCUCAAGUUGGAUCAGGGCCACUCCAAAGUUCCUGAAUUGUAUCAGGAAGGGACACCCCCCCACUAGAAACCCUGUCCCAAGCCAGCAAACCUAGUUGCCUAUUUGUGCUGAAACUCACCACAAACACCUCCAUCAUUCUCUUAGAGUGACAAUGAUGCCCACCUGAGAGGUGUUGGAACUAAGUCCUGGUGAGUUCCUGCUGAAAAAAUAGCUCUGCCUAGAUCCAAUAUCUGAGUUUCACCAUUAUGAAUGCCAAUGAAAUCUAGGGAUUUCUUGCAUAACUCCAACUCUCUUUCAACUUUAUCCUGAAGAAGAUAUUGCAGCACUUUUUGCCCAUGGACAUGAUUGAACUUAAAGAAGGAACACAAACAGAUUGUUCUUAGAGUAUGCUUUUCUCUCACCCACCCACCACCUCUUAAAGUAAUGUGUUUGUAAUUACACAACUGCAAAUACAUGUAAAUGAAGCCAUGCAGCAGAGCCACAAUCCAUAAUUUCUUUUUAAUGAAAUCUCAUCCAGAAACACUGGUCAGACUGUCGGUCAUCUUUGUAUUGCACAAACUGUUUAUUUGGAAGAUGUGUGUGGGCAGGUUGAUGUCAGAAGGUAUGAAGGUCACAGACAGUCUGGAACCAGGCUGUCUGGAUAAGAACAUAAGAAUAAUCCUGCUGGAUCUGGCCAGUAGCCCAUCUAGUCCACCAUCCUGUAGGCUAUAUCUAUUAGGUCCGUAAACUACCAUAUAGCGUAUGUUGUUGUUGUUGUUUAGCCGUUUAGUCGUGUCCGACUCUUCGUGACCCCAUGGACCAAAGCACGCCAGUCACUUCUGUCUUCCACUGCCUCAUGCUGGUAGCUUCGAGAACACUAUCCAACCAUCUCGUCCUCUGUCGUCCCCUUCUCCUUGUGCCCUCCAUCUUUCCCAACAUCAGGGUCUUUUCCAGGGAGUCUUCUCUUCUCAUGAGGUGGCCAAAGUAUUGGAGCCUCAGCUUCAGGAUCUGUCCUUCCAGUGAGCACUUAGGGCUGAUUUCCUUCAGAAUGGAUAGGUUUGAUCUUCUUACAGUCCAUGGGACUCUCAAGAGUUUCCUCCAGCACCGUAAUUCAAAAGCACCAAUUCUUUGGUGAUCAGCCUUCUUUAUGGUCCAGCUUUCACUUCCAUAUAGUGUAUAUUCAACACAAAAAACAGCAAUGAUUUGUUGUUGACAAAAGACAGCUGGACAUAUAAAGGGCCCCAUUACCUUCAGUAGCUUAGAGCCUCAUCAAAUCUAAAUCCGGCCCUGGAAAGGACUCUUGCCCAGAUUGAGAAAUGGUUCCUCACCCAAGGUCACACCAUACGCUUCAUGGCUGAUGGCAGCCUGAGUCUCCCAGGUCCUAGUCUGACAUGUUAACCCCCACACCACAUGGGCUCUCAACUCUGGCAGUCUUUAUACUUCUCUGUUGGUACCACAUUGGUCCACUAGCCUCUUUUACAAUCCUAGGUCAGGAUGAUUAUGAGCCCAGCUGUAAUGGCCUCUAGUCCCCUCCUCUGAUUAGCAGCUUCAGUGGAACCCAUGUCACAUUCACAGGGCUCCCAGUCAGUGCUUGCUUGCUGCAUGUUCUUUUGGUGGUGGGGAAGCUUGGCCAAAACACCUCAAUACUCCCUUCUCUCUGUGAGACUAUCUCCUCACUCUCAUUGUUGCCACCUGCUGUUCCUCAUCACUGUUACACCUGCUUGGCCUUUUCAGAUGAGGAAGCAGGCAGUAGCUGCUACAUUUCCUCCUCAGCAUCAAUACUGUUAUUUGUUUGUCAUAGUGAGAGGCAUGGUUGCCAUGGUGAAGAGUAGGUCCCGGUCCAGGCUUUCACUGGCCCCUUGUCAGUGGGCCUCCUGUGGGGUGUCCCCACCCUUAGUGUGUGCCUUACUAUGCCAGCCAUUGACAAUGGCCCUUAGCCCAUUCUCAUCUCAAGCCUUGAAGCCAUUGACAGGCAAACACGCUCUCUGUUCAUGCAGAGACAACAUGGAGGCAUUCAUAAGGGACAUAGUAAGAUAAACUAUUUCACUUUGACUUGUCUGCUGAGACAUUCCUGGGUGUUACAUACAAAGGAUUUUGGCUAAUGUUCUAGAGAGCACAUUUUUUUCAAGCAAGGUAUGUGUCCUAGGCUCACCCUUGUCAUGUUUCUGCAUUAAUCAAGUAGGGCUAUUCGUUUUUUUGGGAGGGAACUCCAGUCAGAGCCAACUGGGACACUCUAACAGCCCAGAACACUCUUGGUCAGGUGGCACCACAGGACCCAUCCAAUACCCCAAACGUUUCUUUUUUUUAAAAAAAAACUUUUUAUUGAUUUUCUAUGCCAAACAACAACAACAAAAAUAAAAAUACACAAAACACACCAAUGAAAAAAAAAAGAAAAACAUCAGCCAAAACAGAAAAUAUAAACAAACCAGAAGACAAACAUCGGUUAACACAAAUAAUAGUUGACUUCCCUCCAUCUCGGUUUUGGGUUAUGUAAAGUAAUAAUUCCAAUACCCCAAAUGUUUCUAAUAUACUUCCUUCUCUCUGUCUGAGUCACAUAUCACUGAGACUGAUCAACAGAGUGGACCGCUGUGCUUCCAGACUACUGAUCUAGCCUUCUCAUCUACGGCCUGCAUUCUCUUGGGCCUGAACACUUAACAACUCCUUGUGGCUCUGCAUUGCAGUGGUGGGCAAGAUCACAUCUGCCUUUAAGGGAAGUUUGUUCACCAUUACUCAUCAUCUGCUCACUAAUCAGAAGUUUCUAAGGUUUCCAAGGGAAGUGUCCAGCAGUGUUAGGGAAAUGGGAAUGGGAUGAGAAAGGGAGAAGCAGAAGCUUUGGCGGGGCCCGAUGGGCAAUGUUUGUGGCUUUGGGUGAUCUCUGUCAUGUGGGAAUAAAUCCAGAAUUCUUACUAAUUUUUUAUUCAUGUGAAGUUCACUGGCUUUUCUUCCAUUGCAGAAACAACUGUUUCCAGUUUCCAUGGUGUCUGUCAGAAUUAUAAAAGCCAAUAUCAUCCCCUCAGGAAUUUCAUGUAAGUUUUGUGCAUCCUUCAUUGCCCCACUGGGCUCAACUCUGCAGCAAGAUUAUUGGAUAAAAUAGCAAUGUAGGAAUAAGGAAUCUUGGAUUGGAUUAAAUAACAAAAGAUCUGAAAGAGCACAGGUGGCGCUGUGGGUUAAACCACAGAGCCUAGGACUUGCCGAUCAGAAGGUCGGCGGUUCAAAUCCCUGUGACGGGGUGAGCUCCCGUUGUUUGGUCCCAGCUCCUGCCAACCUAGCAGUUUGAAAGCACGUCAAAGUGCAAGUAGAUCAAUAGGAACCGCUCCAGCGGGAAGGUAAACGGCGUUUCCGUGCGCUGCUCUGGUUCACCAGAAGCGACUUAGUCAUGCUGGCCACAUGACCCGGAAGCUGUCUGCGGACAAACGCCGGCUCCCUCGGCCCAUAGAGCGAGAUGAGCGCCGCAACCCCAGAGUCGGUCACGACUGGACCUAAUGGUCAGGGGUCCCUUUACCUUUUUAAGAGAAUUGGUAUCCAGUUCUUAAACAUUACUGAACAUGUCCCCAGUGUUUUAGGUGGAACAGAAUUCACAUCCAUGCAUACAUUCAAUCUUGUAAGAGCCUCUUUCCCAUGGUAUGAUCCUGCACCCCUACAAACUUUCAUAGGCACUGCCAGUGGGACUCUCUUGCCAAAAAAUAGUCUGUCACCCCUAAAUGCUGGAUUCCUGUCAUCACUGGAGGUAAGGGAAUUUUUCACACACUCAGCUCACUUUUCUUAAUUAUCAUGAUUCAGUUUAUCCCCUUAAGUAAUUUUGGUAUGCUUAAUUGAAAAUUUACCAUCAAAAUAAAUAGGACAUACUUUUUCAAGGGUUAUUCAGGAUGGUAUCAUGAAUGAGAAAUAUAUAGUUCUGUUUCAGAAAUGUAACAUUUCCCGUUCCCUGAAAUGCACUCUGCCAGUCUAUGCCCCACACUCAAUAUAUUUUCUGCUGCUGAUGGCACAGUGCCCCCCCCAUUGUUGCACUUGCUCAGAACUGGUGAUGGUUCAGUCAAAAGGACCCAGUUUUUUGGUCUUGUUCAUCAGUUUGCACAGGUGUAGCCUGUGCAUUUUGCACAAUGCUGCAGGUGUGAGAAAGAGGCCUCCUAACACUAGACAUUGCUUUCAGCUGCAACAAUUUGAACAGCGAUAUUAUGUAAGGCAAAGGACCCCUGGCGACUAUGGGGUGCGGCACUCAUCUCACUUUCAGGUUGAGGGAGCCGGUGUUUGUCCACAGACAGCUUUCCGGGUCAUGUGGCCAGCAUGACUAAACCGCUUCUGGUGCAAGGGAACACUGUGACGGAAACCAGAGCGCACGGAAACACCAUUUACCUUCCUGCCGCAGCAAUACCUAUUUAUCUACUUGCACUGGUGUGCUUUUGAACUGUUAGGUUGGCAGGAGCUGAGACAGAGCAAUGGGAGCUCACCGCGUCAUGCAGAUUCAAACCGCCAACCUUCUGUUUGGCAAGCCCAAGAGGCUCAGUGGUUUAGACCACAGCGCCACCCGCAUUAUGUACCAAUAUCGGUAAGAGUAGUACUAGGUGUUAUAACUGCAAGAAUAUUGGUUUAUGUUCUAAAACGUCACAUUAGGUCAUCUAGUUGGUGCCAGAGGCUUCACCACCACCACCAAAUUUCUCUGUUCCUUAUAUCACUAUAUAUUCCAGCUCAGACCUCCACUGCAAAAAUAUAUUCAGAAAUAGAUGCCCCUCCCACAGUUUGUCCCAUACAAAGUGACGUGGCAUCCCCAUAUUUGCCCCUAAGGCUUAAGACACAGUUGAAUAUACAAUCACAACUGUUAAAAAGCUUUUUCCAUUCCUUGCUGCAGUGUUUCCAUCUAAUUGCUACGUGACCUUGCAUCUGCCGACAGCAUCGCCUGAGAAAUUUAGAACCCGAACUAUGAAGAACUCUGAUAAACCAGUCUGGAAUGAGACAUUCUAUUUUAGAAUCCAAACUGAGAUCAAGGUAAGGUAAGCUAUUCAACAUGCCACCACUUGUUUGGAAAACCUGCUGGGCAGAUAAAGACAUAAAACAUAAUUGCAAUAAGAUAAAAUAAAUGGCUUUUCCAAACAAGUCUGAUUUAGGAACGUUCAGGAAAAAUGAAAUUGUUGCCUCUAAUGCAGGGGUGCUUGUGUGACAAAAAUGCCUGUGUGCAGGUAGUUUUGUGCUUAGCUUGUGCUUAGGGCCAAGCAAGGUACCGUAAAUCACAUUUCACAUGCAGGGCUUAAAAGUACUAUUAUCAUCGGCUGAGGGCAGGCCUGAUAAUUAAUGGGAUCCGAGCAGGAAUGGUGGUCAAGUGGUGCCCAUGUGCUCUACUUUACAGAGGACUAUUUUGAAGGGGUCCUUUCUUUUAAGGAAGAAAAAGAUAAAGGACACUAAGAAAAGGGAGCAUUAGGGGCCUUGAAGUUGCAAACACCUGGGGAGCAGACUAAGUAGCCACACAGCUCACCUGCUCUCAAGUCUUUCACACUAGGGUAGCAUGUACUGUUUUUUAAAUUUAAAUUAUAGUAAUUAUAUAUAAAUUUGCAACUAUACAUAUGAAUUGCCACAUGCAAAAAUUAUGGAAGUCAGUGUCCUCUUUUGCCUUUUUUUUUUGGUGGUAUUAUUAUUAUUUAUUGAAUUUAUAUACCACCCUAUACCUGGAGGUCUCAGGGUGGUUCACAGAAUAAAAUCAAAAUAUAAAACCCCAAAGUAAAUAAUCAAAACAACAACAACAACCCAAUACCCCCCACAAAUCAACCAAAGGCCUGGUUAAAAAGGAACAUUUUUGCCUGACGUCUAAAGGUGUAUAAUGAAGGUGCCGGGCAAAUUUUCCUGGGGAGAGCAUUCCACAGAUGGGGAGCCACGGCAGAGAAGGCCCUUUCUUGUGUUGGACCUCUUGAGGAAAAGGCACAUGAAGAUGAUCUCAGGGUCUUGGUAGGUUUAUAUGGAAAGAGGCUGUUCUUGAGGUAUUGCGGUCCUGAGCCGUUUAAGGCUUUAUAGGUCAAAACCAGCACUUUGAAUUGGGCCCAGAAACUAAUCAGUAGCCAGUGCGAUCGGACCAGGAUCAGUGUAAUAUGCUCAAACUGUCUUGCUCCAGUGAGCAGCCUGGCCGCUGAAUUCUGCACUAGCUGAAGUUUCUGAACCAUCUUCAGAGGCAGCUCUACGUAUAAUACAUUGCAGUAAUCUAACCUUGAGGUUACCAGAGCAUAGACAGCAGUAGUUAGGCUUUCCCUUCCAGAUAGAGGCAUAGCUGGGCCACCAGCCGAAGCUGAUAGAAGGCACUCUGGGUCACUGAGGCCACCUGAGCCUCGAGCAACAGCAAAGGAUCCAGGAAUAUCCCCAAGCUACAAGCCUGCUCCUUCAGAGGAAGUGUAACCACAUCAAGAGCAGGCAAUCUCCCACUCAUCUGGUCUAGGGAACUAACAAUGUCUCAGUCUUAUCUAUAUUGAGUACAUUUUGGACAAUGCAUAAGUGGCCACCCUAAAUGGAGGAAGGGGGGAUUAAACUGCCCCCCCCCCGGGAGUAUUAGCUUUCCUGAAACAAAACUAAAUCCGCCCUCCCUAGUCAUUAGACACUUUGGUCUCAAGUGUCAUAAGAAUGCCCUCAGCUGGUAUGUGCAAGUCAUAAUACAUACCAACUUGUAUUGAAUCUACCAACAGAGCAGUUUACUUCAACCCUCAUUUAAUGGGAAGGUGGAGAUUAGUUUUGUCAUCAUCAAAGAUGCUAAAUUCAUAGCACUCUCCCACCAGCUAAUCAUGCUGGUCCCAUAAUUACUUUCAAUUCAUAUGGAAGCUUUCCCACUAAAGCUAACCUCCAGGCUUGCCUAUACCUGUAAUCCAACCCUUUAAAUCCUCCCAGAAUCUGGUAACAGUUAGGUGUGGCAGCCUUUUGUACACAUUCAGAGAUUCUGCAGUGGAUACGCUUCUUCUGUCUCUCAGAAGAUCUGUUGCUCAGUGGUGGAGCAUCUCCCUUUCAUGCUCAGUGACCCAGGUUGAGUCUCCAGCAUCGGCCCGUAGAACAAGGAAAGACUCCCUGGCUGGAACCCUGCUGAGCCGCUGCCAGUCAGUGUAGCUGGCGCAGGGAUAGAUGGCCCAGUGUUCUGAUUCAAUAUAAGGUGGCUUCCUGUGUUCCUGUGAAUCAGUAGAUCUCCCCCUUUUUUUCUCCAUGCAGCAGGAUCCAUCUUGCUUUGUGUGUGUGGAGCAGUUCUCCAACAUAUUCACCAGCCACUUUGCCUGCGGCAAAAGAAUAGCUAUGUCAGGUGAUUCUGUGUUUGGCAUUGCGUGGACAGGCGGAGUCCCCAGAUCCCGAGCAGUCCCCCCCGUCAUGUGGAAUAACGACUCAAGACAACGUGCUAUGGGAUUAAAUUGGUCACAACUUUAUUAAAUUCAAAUGUGGGUAGACCUUGGCUCAGGCAUUGGGCGUUCUCCCUCCCCAGUCCCCAGCUGGGGACCUAGGGAGCAUCAGGGUUAUCCAGUGUUUGUGUGGGGGAUGGGCCGGCUCUGGAGAACAUAUGUUCAAGCAGAGAUAGCCGCCCCCGUUACGCCGCCGCUGCCACCGCAGGGGAGAGCAAUGACGACCUUUCGGCGUACGGUCAAAGCCUCCCUUCAGAAACCCCUUUAACUGGGAACCCUGGUAUUGCCGCUGCAAAGAGGAAGAUGGACAAAAGGAUUCCGCCCAAGGCCUGAUACCGCCAAAGUUGUGACGUUUUGCUACGGGAAAGGCGAAACCUGCCAAUGCAGGGGAAUUCCUUUCCGGCCCUUUGACAGCGACCUUAACGUAGCAGCGCCCGCAUACCUGUGAAGAAAAGUUAACCUGCAAAACCUAUGAAGAAAAGUUAACCUGCAAAAUAAUGCAUUAAUUGAGGGUGGGUAGGGUGGGAGAAGCUCUGGAGCCAAGUGAGGAUUCCCAGGUAAGAUCCUCCCUCUAUUGUGUGGGCAGGUAAUCCCUCCCCUACCUGGCCUGAUCUCCUUGGCAACACUUCCCCCAGGUGGGAUUGGACAGCUGACUGGGGUAGGCGGAGACCUCCAGGUAUCCCACCUGAGGGAAGGCGAAGCCAAGCCUAUGCUGAUGGAGCCACUCCAGAUCCAGGGGCUGCGCGCGUCCACGCAAAGGUCACCCCCCGUUUUAUGCAGGGAGCGGUCAUUCUGCAGAGUCAAGGCUUGCUAUAUGCUUAUGGUACGUUGCGUUUUAGAGUGUCAGAAUGGCACUGCUGCAGAAAAUGAGACAAGGGGUAGAGUUUAUACCUUUUAGUUGGAAGUGGAUGGUUUGUGUGUGUGUGUGUGUGUGUGUGUGUGUGUAUGUGUGUGUCUGAUAUGCAAUACAGGGGGGAAAUGCUCAUGUUGGAGAUAUUGUUUUACCUUUGAUGUUUAGCUUAGACCACGCAUGCACAUACCUUUCUAAAGCCAAUAUUGGUAUUCCAGCAGUCCAAAUUCAGUUUGGUGUAUAGUGAAACUUCUGCUGCAUGGGGCUUCCUUUUAAAAAGGGCUUGGAAACUUCAGUUGCUGCUGCUGGUUUUGACUGCAGCCAGUUUUUCAGAUUACAGUGGUACCUCGGGUUACAGACGCUUCAGGUUACAGACUCCGCUAACCCAGAAAUAGUACCUCAGGUUAAGAACUUUGCUUCAGGAUGAGAACAGAAAUCGCAUAGCUGCGGCACAGCAGCAGCGGGAGGCCCCAUUAGCUAAAGUGGUGCUUCAGGUUAAGAACAGUUUCAGGUUAAGAACGGACCUCCGGAACGAAUUAAGUUAUUAACCUGAGAUAUCACUGUAAUGCUGUUCCAGUAGCUCCCUGUCUGUGUCCAAGACCAAAUCAAAGCCCUGAUUACUUAUGCUUUUUGAAGUCUUAUAUGGUUUGGGGCCAGGAAUUCACCACCUCCUGUGAUGCUACCUGAUCUCUCAGGCCUUUGAUGCAGGCAGGCUCUUCUCAGGGUUCCACAACCAGCAGAGUCUGAUUGGUGAGCAUAUGAAAUAGCUCAUUGACCUGGUGUUUUCCAGGUAUUUUUGACCCCAACUCCUUUCAGCCCCAGCAAGCACAGCCAUAUAAUGUUCAAGCUGAUGGGAGGUGUAGUCCAAAACAUUUGGAGAGUACCAGGUUUGGCUUUCCUGCCGAGACUGUGCAGCUCUCUAGCAUGGGGAAUGAAUUUUCUGACUUCCCUAAUGGCGUUUAGAUUUCCAAUGAAAACUGGUGUUCUGUAUAUCUUUGGCAUUAAUGAUGAUUGAAUUUCUCCCUCCUUUUUAAUGCUGGUUCUGUUCUUAUUGUUAUAUCUACACUUGUAUUUCUUACCGAAUUCAGAUUAUUAUUAUUUUAAUUUUUGUUUUUUAAACAACAUACUAGCUGCCUUAGUGGUCCCUAAAUAUGUAAAUAUAUGACAUACAUAAGUACUUUCAGAUGUUGCUUGAUGUAUGGAUGUUGGGGGGCAGGGUCGCCAUGUGUGAUUUGGGAUGGAAGGGUGCAUCCAUUUUGGUUCUCUCACUUUGGAAAAAUGAUAAUCUUAAAUUCAGUUUACCACAUUUUGCAGCAAUUUGCAAACUUUCUUUAAAAAAAAUGCUCAUGAAAAUUCACCAGCAUUUUAGUGCCAAUUUCUUCCAUUAAACACAGCUAUAUAUGCUGCUUUUACUAAUGUACAUAUUUUUUGCAUGCAAUUUCCUCUAAUAUAAUGCAUUCUUGUCCGUUAUCUUCACCAGAUAUUCAUUUUCAUGCACACUUCCCCCUAAUAUAUGCAUUUUUGCAAACAUUGGUUGGUUGGCAAACUGUAUGGUAAAAUUCAGGUGAGUGCAAAUUUCAAAGGAUCAUAGAAUCAUAGAAUCAUAGAGUUGGAAGAGACCACAAGGGCCAUCGAGUCCAACCCCCUGCCAAGCAGGAAACACCAUCAGAGCACUCCUGACAUAUGGUUGUCAAGCCUCUGCUUAAAGACCUCCAAAGAAGGAGACUCCACCACACUCCUUGGCAGCAAAUUCCACUGUCGAACAGCUCUUACUGUCAGGAAAUUCUUCCUAAUGUUUAGGUGGAAUCUUCUUUCUUGUAGUUUGGAUCCAUUGCUCCGUGUCCGCUUCUCUGGAGCAGCAGAAAACAACCUUUCUCCCUCCUCUAUGUGACAUCCUUUUAUAUAUUUGAACAUGGCUAUCAUAUCACCCCUUAACCUCCUCUUCUCCAGGCUAAACAUGCCCAGCUCCCUUAGCCGUUCCUCAUAAGGCAUCGUUUCCAGGCCUUUGACCAUUUUGGUUGCCCUCCUCUGGACACGUUCCAGUUUGUCAGUGUCCUUCUUGAACUGUGGUGCCCAGAACUGGACACAGUACUCCAGGUGAGGUCUGACCAGAGCAGAAUACAGUGGCACUAUUACUUCCCUUGAUCUAGAUGCUAUACUCCUAUUGAUGCAGCCCAGAAUUGCAUUGGCUUUUUAGCUGCCGCGUCACACUGUUGGCUCAUGUCAAGUUUGUGGUCAACCAAGACUCCUAGAUCCUUUUCACACGUACUGCUCUCAAGCCAGGUGUCCCCAUCUUGUAUUUGUGCCUCUCAUUUUUUUGCCCAAGUGCAAUACUUUACAUUUCUCCUGUUAAAAUUCAUCUUGUUUGUUUUGGCCCAGUUCUCUAAUCUGUCAAGGUCGUUUUGAAGUGUGAUCCUGUCCUCUGGGGUGUUAGCCACCCCUCCCAAUUUGGUGUCAUCUGCAAAUUUGAUCAGGAUGCCCUUGAGUCCAUCAUCCAAGUCGUUGAUAAAGAUGUUGAAUAAGACCGGGCCCAAGACAGAACCCUGUGGCACCCCACUAGUCACUCUUCUCCAGGAUGAAGAAGAACCAUUGAUGAGCACCCUUUGGGUUCGGUCAGUCAGCCAGUUACAAAUCCACUGAGUGGUAGCAUAGUCAAGACCACAUUUUACCAGCUUCUUUACAAGAAUAUCAUGAGGCACCUUGUCAAAUGCCUUGCUGAAAUCAAGGUAGGCUACAUCCACUGCGUUCCCUUCAUCCACCAGGCUUGUAAUUCUGUCAAAAAACGAGAUCAGGUUAGUCUGACAUGACUUAUUUUUCAGAAAUCCAUGCUGACUAUUGGUGAUCACAGCAUUCCUUUCUAGGUGCUCACAGACUGUUUGCUUAAUGAUCUGCUCCAGAAUUUUCCCUGGUAUUGAUGUCAGACUGACUGGGCGGUAAUUAUUUGGGUCCUCUCUUUUCCCCUUUUUGAAAAUAGGGACAACAUUUGCCCUCCUCCAGUCUGCCGGGACUUCGCCUGUUCUCCAAGAAUUCUCAAAGAUGACUGCCAGUGGUUCUGAGAUCACAUCUGCCAGUUCUUUUAAUACUCUUGGAUGCAGUUCAUCUGGCCCUGGAGACUUGAAUACAUCUAAACUAGCCAAGUAUUCUUGUACUAUCUCCUUAGUUAUUCUGGGCUGUGUUUCCUUUGCUGAAUCAUUUGCUCCAAAUUCUUCAGGUCGGGCAUUGUUUUCUUUAUCGGAGAAGACUGAGGCAAAGAAGGCAUUGAGGAGUUCAGCUCUUUCUGUGUCCCCUGUUUGCAUUUCACCAUCUUCUCCUCUGAGUGACCCCACUGUUUCUUUGUUCUUCCUUUUGCUACGGACAUACCCAUAAAAGCCUUUUUGUUGCUUUUAACCUCUCUAGCAAGCCUGAGUUCAUUCUGUGCUUUAGCUUUUCUGACUUUGUGUCUACACGUGCUGGCUAUUUGUUUGAAUUCCUCUUUGGUGGUUUCCCCCCUUUUCCAUUUUUUGUACACAUCCUUUUUAAUCUUAACUCAGUUAAAAGUUCUUUAGAUAGCCACCCUGGCUUCUUUAGGCACCUUCCAUGUUUCCGUCUCAUUGGUAUUGCCUGACGUUGUGCUUUUAGUAUCUCCCUCUUAACAAACUCCCAGCCAUCAUGAACUCCCUUUCCUUUUAGUAUUACUGUCCAUGGGAUCUCACCCAGCACUUCCCUAAGUUUUAUGAAGUCAGCUUUCUUAAAGUCAAGAAAUUGAGUCCUAGUAUGCUUGGCUGCUCCUUUCCGCUGUAUAGUAAACUUCAGAAGAGCAUGAUCACUCGCGCCUAAUGAUCCUUCCACUUCUACCCCACUAACCAGGUCAUCAACAUUGGUUAGGACCAGAUCUAAAAUGGCUGUUCCUCUUGUUGCUUCUCCCACUUUCUGGACAAUGAAGUUGUCUGCAAGGCCAGUGAGGAAUCUGUUUGACCUUAUGCUCUUGGCUGAGUUUGACAUCCAACAAAUAUCCGGGUAAUUGAAGUCCCCCAUUACUACUAUCUCCCUUCCUUUUGCAUGCUUGGCCAUCUGUUCCAGGAAGGCAUCAUCUAUGUCCUCCGUUUGGCUUGGGGAUCUAUAGUAAACUCCCACAGUGAGGUCACUGUUAUUCUUCUCUCCCUUAAUUUUGACCCAAAUGCUCUCACUUUGGCUUUGAGGUUCUAAAUCUUGGAUCUCUUCACAGGUAUACACAUCCCUGACAUAUAACGCCACUCCUCCUCCUUUCUUGUCUGGUCUGUUUCUCUGAAAUAGAUUGUAUCCCCCAUUAUUACAUUCCAAUCGUGGGACUUAUCCCACCAGGUUUCAGUGAUGCCUAUUAUGUCAUAUUUAGUUUGCUGUACCAAGAGCUCAAGCUCAUCUUGUUUAUUUCCCAUGCUUUGCGCAUUAGUGUACAGACAUUGAAGUCCAUUAAUCAUUCCCCGUGACUCUUAUUUAAGGAUUUUUCCUCCCACCACUAGGUCUGUGUGCUGUUUGCUCCAUUUGGUCUAUGACAUUUGGAUGAUCAUCUUCAUCAAUUGAUAGACUCCUACCUUCAGGAGCACUAUCUCCCUCCCCCACAUUAGUCAGUUUAAAGCCCUCCUGAUGAGGUUUCUGAGAUUUUUGGCAAAAACAUUUCUCCCAACCGUUGUGAGGUGCAGCCCAUCGCUUGCCAGAAGUCCAUCUUCAAGAAACUGCAGUCCGUGAUCUAAGAAUCCAAACCGUUCCUGUUUACACCAUUUGCGAAGCCAGCUGUUCACUUCCACUAUUUUCCCCUCUCUCCCUGGGCCACGUCGUUCAACUGGGAGGACAGAUGAGAUCACAAUUUGUGCAUUUAAUUGCUUCAAUUUCCUGCCCAGAGCCUCGUAGUCUCUUUUGAUCUUCUGGAGGCUAUUGCUUGCAGUGUCAUUGGUUCCCACAUGAACCAAGAGGAAGGGGUAUUUGUCAGUGGGUUUUAUGAUUCCUUGCAGUCGUUCAGUUACAUCUUGGAUCUUAGCCCUGGGAGACAGCACACUUCCCGAGACAUCUUGUCAGGCCCACAGAUCACUGCUUCUGUUCCCCUCAGUAGGGAAUCCCCUAUCACCACUACACGCCUCCUCUUAGGUUUGGCCGGGGUUCUUCCGUGAGCUGUCCGCUCCAAGGUCGCCUGCACAUUCCCUGAGGACUGACUUUGCUGCUCGUCUUCAUAUACCUGAUCGACUGUAAUGAGGAGAGAUCCUCAAAUGGAGUCUGCUCUUCGUCUUCCAUGCUAGGGAGAGGACCUCAAAGCGAUUGUGUAUUUCUAAACAAUCAGAGCGAACCCUGGGCCUCCUACUUCUUUGAGUCACGUUUCUCCAUAUAUCUGGCUCCUGUGUUGGUGAACUAGCGUCCUUCUCAGGGGAGUCCCCUGUCUCCUCCUUGGUGGAGACGGUGUGCUCUGUUGCUUCCAAGAAGAGCUCCAGCUCUCUAAUUCUUUGGAGCGUAGCUACACGUUCCUCCAGUUGCUGGACUUUGUCUUUUAAGAGGGCAAUCAACAUGCAAUUGCUGCAGGUAAAGCUGCCUGCAACCUUUGGCAAGAUGGCAAGCAUUGCGCAGGAACCGCAGGCGACUGCAGCUGUUCCCUCCCCCCUCCAUCUUGAGAACGUGUCGUUGGGGGUGGCUACAGUGGUCCUCCAUCAUAAAAAGCGUGAAGACAGGAAAAAAUAACUCCCCCCACAAAAAAACCCUAGGUCUUCCCCAACAAACGUUUGAGACUAGCUCCCCUAAAUCUAAAAGAUGGAUCAAACUGCGCGCGCCGCUAGGCGUGCGCCGCUGCCCUGCAAUCUCUAGUUGUGUUUGGGUUUGAAUAUUGUUUCGAAAUGUGCUAAUUUGGUAGAUUCUGUUUUAAAGGACACCUGAACUGAAUUUCUACUCUAUCCCUAUACAAUUCUAACCUUCCUUCUCUUCUGUUCCUAGAAUAUAUUACAGCUGGAGGUCUGUAGUACCAAUCUAACUGACAAAGAUGAUGUACUUUUUGUUAUCUUUUUUGAUUUGGAAAAAGUCCGGCCUGGCACAACAGCUCUUGAGCUAUUUUCCUUAAAACCAGAGGUGAGGACAGAAAGUUAAUGUAUUGUCUACACAUUUACGAAACUAACUAACUAACUAACAUGCAGAGAACUGAAAAACCAUGGAAUAGCUAGCAAGCAGAGCAGACAGGUGAGAAUGUCUUGGGUGUCCCAUGGCCCACUCCCAGGUCUUGGCUGACUGCUUGAGAAUCACUUCCUUAGAGAAUUACUUAACUGGGUUUUGUCCAAGUAAAAAUGGAAGUGAAUUUGGAGGUUCUUUCUCAGGCAGUUGCAGAAAUGUUGAGGGAACCCAAAAGACUUUAGGUAACACUAGCAAUAAUAAAUAAUAUGAUGUGGAUGUUCUUUUCCCUUGCUUCAGAACAGCUGUGCAGAGCUACUAAUUUCACUAGAGAGUGACACCUCAUCCCUUUCAUCUGCCCUGUUUUCCCAGUCUAAAUUCUUCCCCCACCUCCAAUGCCUGGAUUCCAGGUGUGCUUAGUUAGAUUUUGCCAGAUUGAAGGGUUUGGGAGUGCAGUGGCAAGUGUCAAUUAUGUCCUUAAUGACUGAAAUUACUGCACUGAGUAGAUAAAUGAGCAUUAGUAAUUGGUUUUUGUGUUAUCAGAAAGAAGAUUGUCCUCAUGCUUAUGAAUCUCUGGAAGUGGAAUUCAAGUUGGCAGAAACGUAAGUGGUUUGUUAGAUGCAAGAAAAGGAUUCUAAAAAUAGUAUAUUUUUGGAAAUUCCUACUUUUCUUUUGUUAUCUAGUGUGUUUCUGCUAAUCUCGUGGUUUUAAUAUGUCUCCACCACUAUUCCUUCUUUCUGUUUUGUCUAUAUUUGAAUCUUAAUAUUCUGGUUUUGUUUAUGCUGCCAUAUUUGGGUAGUAGUUCUAUAUUAUAUUGAGAAUAAUGAACUACCUUUCUUUCUUUAUCAUUCAUGACAAUACAUCAAAAAUAGGAAAGGUACAUCCUUGCAUUUUUGUGUAAUUGGUCACAUAUAGUGUCAAGAUACCACCUCUGAUGAACCAAUAUUCUCCUUUGCUAUAGCAGCAUCUUUAACCAAUAUGGCCUUUUCAGUACUCCACCUGAUUUGUGGAAUGCCUCUCCCCAUUGCUCUUUUUAUGUAUUGCAUUAAAUCGACUACUUUGAAUUUGCCCCAUAAAAAAAUAGAAUGCAAGUUACUAAAUAAAUAGCAAUUCUCCCCAACUUCUCCAUAUUAUAGUACAAGAGCACUUUGUGAUUUGCCUGACUAUUUCAUUUCUGGUUUGUAGGGUUGGAUUCCAGCAGCUAUGUGGUCAGACUUCCAUGUACAGUGGUACCUCAGUUUUUGAAUGUCUCCGUUGACGAACAUUUCGGUUUUUGAAUGCCAUAAACCCAGAAGUAAAUGCUUUGGUUUUCAAACACGCCUUGGAAGUUGAACAUGCCACACAGCUUCUGCUGAGUGCAAGAUCCUGAGGCCUAGCUGUUGGCUAUUGAGUUUUUGGUUUUCAGAUUAUGUUCGAAAAUGGAGGUACCGCUGUAUUAAGUACCUUGAAAACUACAGUGGUGCCUCGCAAGACGAAAUUAAUUCGUUCCGCGAGUUUUUUCGUCUAGCGAAUUUUUCGUCUUGCGAAGCACGGUUUCCCAUAGGAAUGCAUUGAAAUUCAAUUAAUGCGUUCCUAUGGUCAAAAAAAUGUCCAAUCAAAGCCAAAUUUGGUACAACAAUAGUUUAUUAACUGCUCUUUAAAGUCACACAUACUUUAAAGAGCAUAUCAAAAAUUGAAGGAACAAUAAAUUAAGUUUCUAAACAUGACAGGAAAACAUUUAAAAAUCAAAAAGGGUACAUUACAUUUUCUAAGACUCUGGGGACCACUCGAAGAAGGUUCCUCUUCCACUCUUUGCUUCUUGCUGAGGAACCUGUCCAUGGUCUGCUGCUUCAUCCGCCUUUUCAGCAGCUCCCUGAGAGGCAACAUGACCGCCGUAUCAAAAGUGUUCGCUUGGUCAUGUGCCACGUGCUUGUUCGGGUGGUGCCGCUCUGCAAAGCCUGCACCUCCUUCCACUUCUGGCAAAUGUCCCUCAGUUCUUUGGAGGACGGCCGUUCCUCAGUUGCUUCCUCCUCUUCCAGCGAGGCCUGCUCCUGCGCAACCUCUGACUGCAGUUCAACCAGCUCCUGGGUGGUCAGCUCGUGGUCGUGCUCCUCCACCAGCUCGCAGACGUCCUCCUCUGUGACCUCCAGGCCCAUGGUCCUCCCAAAGGCAACAAUGUCCUGCACCACUGUUGACUCUGGUGCAUCAGAGUCACUUGGUGCCACACAGUCCGGCCACAGGCUGCGCCAAGCGCAAUUCAAAUUUCUCUGGCUGAUCCUGCUCCAGGCCGUGGUGAUCAUCUUCAAGCAGGUGACGAUGUUGAAGUGGUCCUUCCAGAAUUCCCGCAGGGUGAUGGUGGUGUAAUCAGUCACCUCGAAGCAUCGCCUGAAAAGCUCCUUGGUGUAGAGUUUUUUGAAAUUGGCGAUGACCUGCUGAUCCAUCGGCUGGAGCAGUGGCGUGGUGUUAGGCGGCAGGAACAUGAUGUUGAUGAAGCUGAACUCCUCCAACAAGUCCACCUCAAGGCCUUUAGGAUGAGCAGGAGCAUUGUCCAUCAGAAGCAAAGCCUUCAGCGGCAGGUCGUUGUCCAGCAGGUACUGUUUGACAGCAGGUCCAAAAGCAAGAUUGACCCAGUCCACAAACAGCACACGUGUGACCCAAGCCUUGCUGUUGGAUCGCCACAUGACACUCAGCCGCUCCUUGUCGACCUUGUGUUUCUUGAAGGCCCGUGGGUUCUCCGAGUGGUACACCAGCAGGGGCUUGAUCUUCAGGUCGCCGCUUGCGUUGGCACAGAAGAGCAGGGUCAGACGGUCCUUCAUGGGCUUGUGGCCAGGCAACUUGGCCUCCUCCUGUGUGAGGAAAGUCCUUUUGGGCAUCCUCUUCCAAAACAGCCCGGUCUCGUCGCAGUUGAAGACCUACUGUGGAACGUAGCCCUCUGUCUUCACAGCCUCCAGGAACUCCAAGGCAAAGUCUUCAGCCGCAGGAACAUCAGAACUGGCAGCCUCUCCAUGCCUGACCACGCUGUGGAUUCCGGAUCUUGCCUUGAACCGGUCAAACCAGCCUCUGCUUGCCUUGAAGACUUCUGGCUCGCCUGAGGUUCCUGGCUGUUCCCGCAUGAGGUCUGCGUGCAAGGCCUUGGCCUUCUCACAAAUGACGGCCUCAGUCACUGUGUCCCCUGCACGCUGCUUCUCUUCUAACCAGAUGAGCAGCAACUUCUCGACCUCCUCCAGAACAGCUGGGCGGUUCUUCACGAUCCUGGUGACUCCCUUGGCUGCAUCAGUCACAAGGAUCUUCUCCCUCAUCUUCAGGAUGGUCCCGAUGGUCGAUGGGUUCCUGCCGUACUCCCUGACGAGGUCUGUCACACACAUUCCACCGUCGUGCUUCCAGAUGAUCUCCUUCUUCAUUUCCAGCGUCACCUUCUCCUUCUUCCUCUCGCCGGCCUCCGCAGCAGCAGCAGUCUUCUUGGGUCCCAUGGCAGCACAGCUCUUACCUUCGUAAACUCAGAAAAAAAAAAAAAUCAGCAAUUCAAACCCAGAACCAAGUCCUUGAAUUCCAAACACCCAACCCAAAAUCCAAAACCCCCCAAAAAAGUUUAACUUACGAAAUGGCUGCAAAUCACCAAAGUCUUCAAAAUCCUCAAAUGGCUGCAAAAGAAGUUUUGAGAAAGCUUUAAAAAUCACCAAAGUCUUCAAAAACCUCAACUGUUCCCCCAGCCCCUCCCCAACUGUUGCAAACCCCUCCCCAACUGUUGCAAACCCCUCCUCAACUGGUCCCCCAUCCACCCAGCACACAGAAAUUCAAAACCCAGAAAAUUUUUCAAAAAAAACCAACAUGGCCCAAUGGUCACAGAAAACCAUAAAAAUUCAAAAAAAAAAAAAAAAACAACCCCACACAAGCUCCCAGAUUCUUGCAAACCCCUCCCCAGCUGUUCCCCCAGCCACCCAGCACACAGAAAUUCAAAACCCAGAAAAUUUUUCAAAAAAACCCAACAUGGCCCAAUGGUCACAGAAAAUCAUAAAAAUGCAGAAAAAACCACACAAGCUCCCAGAUUCUUGCAAACCCCUCCCCAGCUGUUCCCCCAGCCACCCAGCACACAGAAAUUCAAAACCCAGAAUUUUUUUUCAAAAAACCCCAACAUGGCCCAAUGGUCACAGAAAACCAUAAAAAUUCAAAAAAAAAAACACAAAACACACACACACACACAAGCUCCCAGAUUCUUGCAAACCCCUCCCCAGCUGUUCCCCCAUCCACCCAGCACACAGAAAUUCAAAACCCAGAAUUUUUUUUUAAAAAAACCAACAUGGCCCAAUGGUCACAGAAAAUCAUAAAAAUGCAGAAAAAAACCACACAAGCUCCCAGAUUCUUGCAAACCUCUCCCCAACACCAAGUCCUUGAAUUCUAAACACCCCAACCCAAAAUCCAAAAACCCCAAAAAAAAGUUUUAAAAGUUUAACUUACCAAACAGCUGCAAAAGAAGUUUUGGAAAAGCUUCAAAAAUUCAGCAAACUCUUGAAAAAGCUCAAAAAGGCCACCACACCGCGUGCAAUGUGUUGCUCCUCAAAGUCAAGUUGCAACUGCACCUCUUCCAGCAAUGCACCCUGGGUUUUAACGGUUUUACGAAAAAGGAAACAAACUUGCAAGACGUUUUCGUCUUGCGAAGCAAGCCCAUAGGGAAAUUUGUCUUGCGAAGCAACUCGAAAACGAAAAAACCUUUCGUCUUGCGAGUUUUUCGUCUUGCGAGGUGUUCGUCUUGCGGGGCACCACUGUAUUGCUCUUUGUCAGUCAUUUCCAAAAUGUUACUUUAUUAAAUAUCAACGACUUUACCAGGCUUGGAUUUAAUCACCCUUUCCCCUCCUCUCUAUCUUCCAGUUCAGGACCUCUCGAGCAACUGAUUUCCAAUGGUGUUUUAGUGGUAAGAUUUCUUUGUAUUGAAAGUUAUCUUGAUUCAUAAUUAUUUAUUCCAUCUUGUUGGAGAUGCUAACUCUUUAGGAAAGAUGACACUCUUGGUAAUAUCUAAUUCCUUCAGGAUUAUGCAAGCAGUUGAGAGUACAUCUUUCCAUAAUAGUAAGCUGAUCUCUGAUUUUAAAAUAUUUAUAUGGCUUUUAUUGUGUGGUUUUAUGUAGAACUGUUGUAAACUGCUCUGAUACUUUUUAUAAGUAUUUUUAGCAGUAUAUAAAUAUUUUUAUUAAAGGGAUGGGUGGAUGAAUAAAUGAAGUCAUAUUCAGGGUAGACACAGUGAAGGCUCCUCCAGGUGACCUUUUUACUGAGCAUUCAUUGCGAUUUCCUUGCACAAGGCUUACAGAAAGAUUAGACUAUGCCUGGUCAUUAUUGAGCUCUUGUUUUGAUUUGUUUAUGUGGAGAUUAAAUGAUAAAGAGCAUUUGUCCUUAUUUGCUGCAUAGUGUUCAUAUGUCAAGAGGGAUGCGGCUGGCACUGCGGGUUAAACCAUAGAGCCUAGGACUUGCCGAUCAGAAGGUCGGUGGUUCGAAUCCCCGUGACGGGGUGAGCUCCCGUUGCUCGGUCCCUGCUCCUGCCAACCUAGCAGUUCGAAAGCAUGUCAAAGUGCAAGUAGAUAAAUAGGUACUGCUCCGGUGGGAAGGUAAACGGCGUUUCCAUGCACUGCUCUGGUUCGCCAGAAACAGCUUAGUCAUGCUGGCCACAUGACCCGGAAGCUGUACACCAGCUCCCUCGGCCAAUAAAGCGAGAUGAGCGCUGCAACCCCAGAGUCGGCCACGACUGGACCUAAUGGUCAGGGGUCCCUUUACCUUUACCCUUACGUUCAUAUGUCUCCCUGUUAAUCAUUUCCCCCCUGUCACUUUCCUAACCACAAAAAGCAUUUUCUUUUAAAAUAAAAAAGUGGAUUUGUCAUGCUAGGGCAAUAGAGUGCUUCAGCAUACAUUUCCAGCGUGUGUUGGAACCCCUCCUGGAAAAUACUGAAAGUCUAGGGGGGGACAAGCAGUGGGCAUAAAUUACUUGUCCAUUGAUUUCAGUGGAUCUUUUCUGAAUAUGACAAACACUGAAUAUCACCUUUUGGGAUUCUAUGAAGUGCUAGCAAAUAGAGAGAGAGAGAAAUUAGAGAAUGGCAAGAAUGGUGCAAUUAAAUAACUGGCAAUCAUAUUACUUAAACAAAUUGCUUGGAUGAAAUAAACAGAUGGCUUUGAUUGUAGAAAUACUUUGUAUUUUCCUCCAAGCAUUCAGGCAUCAACAUUAUUACUUUGUGCCCUUGUUUUCAUAGGCUCGUGAACUUUCCAUCUUGGAAGUAAAGGUGAAGAAAGAAGAGAAUGAGAAGCUUUUGAAAGGUUGGCCUCUCUCUCUUAGGCACGUAGCCAGCUAGUGUUUUACCCCUAAUAUAUGUUAUUAAAUAUAUAUUGUUUACUAGGGCUGCAACAUUUAAUUGACUGUAUUAUUUUUUUACUGAUGUUGAGAUUGUAAUUUUAAGUGAUGUAAACUGUAAGUUUAUUUAGAAGAUAAAUACGGCAGAAGGCAGAUGCUAUCUUAGAAGAGUAGUAGCUAUAAAUAUUCAACUACUUUAAAGUAUUUCUAAGUACUUAUAUUAAAAAACCUGCUGCCUAAUUGGCGACUGUCUAAUGACUGUUGCCUUUUAGUCAGUUAAAUAGCUUCUUAAUCCAUUAAUCACACUGAAGGGAAUUCCUCUUCUAAGACUGCAGCUGUGACUCAUUAAAUUUGCCAUAUGUAUGCUUUUCUCUUCAAAAUUAUUGUUUUAGAGAAAUAAUUUUCUCUAAAGAGAAAUAGCAAAAACACACACAAAAACCACCCCUAACUAGGUCAAGUUUAGAGAUGCAAUGAAUUGUCUCCUCAAUAUCCUCCUCUAUCUGCAAAUUUUGAUGUUGAAUGCUUGCCUCAUAUUUUCUGAAGGUUCAGAUAUCUGCAUAAAAGGUGGAACUAAAAUAUGGGUUUCUAAACUCAUGUUUCUUGAGGGGGAGGAUUUGUAAGAGAGAACUGACAAGAGGUGGAUGCUUAGUAAGCAAUUAUUUCCAGAGGGGUAGCCAUAUUAGUAUCUUACAAAAGAGAGAGAUUAUGAUACCCUAAAAACCAACAAAUGCAUUAUGGCAUCAUAAAUUGUAUAUAAUACAAUAGGAUGAUAAAUGUAUCAAGAUUUUCACUUCUCCAAAUUUUGCAGUGUGGUUCUCUACCCAUUUAAUAUGUAAAGAAAUGUAUAUGCGGGGGUGUAGUGUGAAUAAAAAUGCAUAUAUUCCUUGGAAUAACAUACAAAAUGCAUUUUAUUAGGGAAAAUUGCUCUUCAGAAAUGUGUAUAUUAGGCAAAAUUGCACAAAACACAUAUAUAUUAGGAGAAAUUUGCACUACUUCAUAGCUGAUUUGAAAUGCUAACAAAUCUGAAGUGCUAAAGUUGUGAGGUAAAAGUGAGAUUUUAAAUUUAAUAUUCAGAUCAUGAGUGGUGACUGUUACAUUUUUGGUGGAUUUUGAAUAUUUGCUUGAAUUUUAACCCAGGCCAAUUUAAUUUUCUUAAUAGGCAAAGUAUGAAGUUUAGCAGACCAAAAUAAAAUAAAAUAAAGAUAACCCGUUAUUUGUGGAUGUUACUCAUAUUGAGUAUGUAUAGUUUAUGUAUAAUGUAUCUGGAAUAUAGCAAGGCUUUUGAUGCAGCCUCACUAAGCUUAGAUGAAAUUUUCAUAAAAAUAUGCAGUUAGCUGCUCUCACACAUGCAAAGGAACAGUAAAAUAUACAUAGAGAGAGAGAGAGAGCGAGCGCUGCAGAUCAGGAUUGUAUAGAAAGACUCUCCUCCCUGGAAGAGAGGGGAGUGGUUGUGGGCGGGAGCCCGAGCACCGCCCCUAGCAGGGGGCAUUAGCCCCCUGCCUCCUCCUCUCACCUGGCUGGCGCCCGCGCCCCCUCGGCAGGCAUCCAACCAGGUGCCUUCGAGGGGGCGUGUUCAGCAGCCUUUUGCAGCGGUGCCAGGAUUGUAUAGAACUAUGCUAAACAGAGUUUAACUGGUUAAUUAAAAACUGUGAACAAAAAUGUGUAACUUAUGAUUAAAGUAUUAAUUUUUUUAGCCAAGAAAAAUGUUGUGCUUACCAUGCGAGAGUCUUAUGAAGGGACACAGAAGACGUCCGAAGAUGUAGAUUCCUUCUGCUUUCAUUGCAUAAAGAGCUGGGGGCCAGUGCUGAAAGCCAACAUUCAGGUAAAAGCCACUGUCCUUUAUCCUGUACCCACAGGUAGUAUUAGAAAAGUACAAGGAGGACUCAGCAAUUACAGGAGCAUAUGCCUGAGGCUAAAGAAUCCUGAAAUGUUGUGCAGUGGUACCUCCGGUUAUGAACUUAAUCCAUUCCAGCGGUCUGUUUGUAACCGGAAACCGCUCGUAACAUGAGGCACGCUUUCGCUAACGGCACCCCACCCCUUGCUGCUGCCACGUCACCCGUAUGCGACUUCCGCUCGCAUCCCAGGGCAAAGUUCGCAACAAGGGGCAUCUACUUCCGGGUUAGCGGAGCACAUAACCCGAAGGAUUUGUAAGGAGGGUGGUAUAUGUAACGAGGUUCUACUGUACUGAAAAUAAAUAUUUCUGCCAGCACAAGAAUUUCUACUCGUGCAAUGGAACAUUCCCUCCCUCUCCUCCCCACCAUGUGCCCCCUAAAUCUGUUUUGGGCGUCCCCCCAACCCUCUGGAGCAGAUUUUAGGUGUGUGUGUCAUGCAUGGGGGAUAGGAGAUGGGGGGGGGGAAGAGUUCCAUUGCCCUAGUAAUUAUUCUUGUGCUGGUGGUACAGUUGGAUACUAUCCAUAGUUCCUGAAAAUCCAAAAUGUAUUGAUGUUGAGAUCUCCAGACUUGUUGCAUGUCUAACUAGCAAACCUGUCCUAAUUAGCACAGUAGCCAAAGAAUGAUAAAGUGCUCUGCCUUGAUCUAGUAAUUCAACCCAUUAUGAAAGUCAAAUAGGAUAGUUAAAUCAAAUAAAUACAUUUGUAAUAGUUGUGUGCUAUAUUGAAAAGCACUUCAUCAUGAUCCAGCAAUGGUCUUAUUUUUGACUUUGUCAAAACCAUUGUUGAGGAUAUUUUAGUGAACAAUAAGAGGACAGUAUGAAGGGAAAUCCGGGACAAUGCCUCUGGUUCAAAGAGAUGGCUGCUCAGCUCUCUUUAGGCUGGAUGCUAACCCUAAGGUGGUCCCUGCAUUAACACAUAGCUUCCCUUCACUCAUUCUAAGGCCCAUUUUAUGGCUGAGAGGCAGGUUAAACAUAACGUGACAUGAAAUCAGUGACUGCUUCUUAACUGAGACCUUCAUUUUUCAAUGUAGUUUCUACGUCUUGUACCUUUGGGUAAAAACUAUACAGUAUGUUUUCCUUUCUUCCCCAGAGUAUUUCAUGUGAGGAGAAGAACGAUUCAGGCCACGCUUUAAUUCUGCCUUUGAAAUUGCUUCCAGUGGGACAACAAGUCAAAGUAACUCUACCUGUGCUAGAGGCAAGUGUUGCUUCUGUUUUAUAAGAGCUCUUCGAAACAACCUUUCUAUUCCUUUUUCAAUGUGUUUCCACAUCACUUUCCAAACUGUAAGAAGACAUCUUCAUUUUUUAAAAAAGGGUGAUAUGUUGCAGUAGGGUGACACUCUCAUUUAGACAAGGGCAGGGCAAAUGUCAGAGUGGUUGUAUCUACUUUUGCUCAUUUAGAAUUAAACAAUAAGCUGCCUUUGAGAACAUGCUGAGCCUAGGAGUUUGUUUUCAGUACCAGAAGUGGGUGGAACCAGGGGUGGCUUAGCUGAACGCUUUCCAUCCCUGUUUUCUGGCAGGUGGCAGCAUGUCUAUCUCCCUUUAGAUUAGGUGUCAGUAACCUUUUUCAGCCAUGGGCCGGUCCACCGUCCCUCAGACCAUGUGGUGGGCCGGACUAUAUUUUGGAAAAAAAUAUGAAUGAAUUCCUAUGCCUCACAAAUAACCCAGAGAUGCAUUUUAAAUAAAAGCACACAUUCUACUCAUGUAAAAGCACCAGGCAGGCCCCACAAAUAACCCAGAGAUGCAUUUUAAUUAAAAGGACACAUUCUACUCAUGUAAAAACACGCUGAUUCCCAGACCGUCCGCGGGCCGGAUUGAGAAGGCGAUUGGGCCACAUCUGGCCUCCAGGCCUUAGGUUGCCUACCCCUGCUCUAGAUAGAGAGUAGCAUAAUGGAAGUUUUAUUCUGGCUUCUAGACAUGACUGAUGAGAAGAAUUACUCCUAGUAGGAAGAGGGACUAAGGAGACUCAACUUCCUGAAUGGUAGGCAGAGCAGUGUAUUUUGGCCUGCGCUUUUCUAUGCAUCAGUCUGAUGACAGUAUUGAGACAGAAGAGUUAAGUUACAAAAAUGAAGUAAGAAACAAAAAAGAUUCCACAUUCCAGUGUUUUGACUCUUUGAAGACAGCCCUAGCAUGUGAGUUUAUUGGCUUCACAUUCCUGCCAAAACAAUCUCAAGAAAGACCAGCAAUGCAGAAAAUCAUUUUCUGUGGUUGGUAUUGGACUUCAAGAAUAGGAAAAAAGGGCUGCUACAUAAGUUUGCAUUCCCCGCCCCACCCCCAAGGAAGUCGCUGCCAUGUAGUUUCAAGAAAACACAGAAUCCAGAGCAAAGAAGAAUCUGUCCAUUUCAGUUUCUCAUUUUUCCAAUCUUAAAUUCAGUUCUCCACAUUCCUGUAGCAUGAAAAUUGAUCAGCUACGUAGUGCAAUUUUCUCUUUUAAGAAACACAAUUUUGUAUGUCAUUUUGACCUAUGCACACUUUUUUGCAAGCAUAUCUCUUUACUGAUAUUUGUAUGCUACAUUUGCAAAUGUGUGCAUACUUUCCCCUAAAACAUGCAUUAUUUUGUAUUGGUUCUUGUAUUGGUCUGGGAAGUGUAAACUAGGUAGUUUCUCAUUAAAAUGCGAACAAACUUUGAUUUCUCUCCCAUCUUUAAUUGUUUUUAUAAUUGCUUUCAUAAACAGACAUAGGGCAAUUGCAGCUCCUUAGCACAGAUAGCUGCAGUGAUUCAUUUGUGAUUCAUUUUUUAUUUAAUUUUGCAAUUACAGGAUCAGAUUUAAGGUACUCCUUUUGACCUUUAAAGCCCUUCACGGUCUAGGACCCUCGUACCUACGGGACCGCCUCUCCCGGUAUGCCCCACGGAGAGCCUCAAGGUCCAUAAAUAACAACACCCUAGUGGUCCCGGGCCCUAAGGAAGUUAGAUUGGCUUCAACCAGAGCCAGGGCCUUUUCAACUCUGGCUCCGGCCUGGUGGAACGCUCUGCCUCACGAGACCAGGGCCCUGCAGGAUCUGAUUUCUUUCCGCAGGGCCUGUAAGACAGAGUUGUUCCUCCUGGCCUUUGGCUUGGAGCCAAUUUGAUUCCCUCCCUCUUUCUUUUUUCUUUUCCUUCUCCUCCUGCGAUGAGGCUACAUUUUAAUAUUUUAAUGUUUCAGUAUUUUAAUGGUGUAUUUUUAAUUUUGUUUUUAAGUUGUAAUCAUUUAACUUGUUUUUAUUAUUGCUUGUAAGCCGCUCUGAGCCCGGCCUUGGCUGGGGAGGGCGGGGUAUAAAUAAAAAUUAUUAUUAUUAUUAUUAUCUGUUAUCAUGCAUGAUCAGGGCUUUUCCAUUUUAUUUGUCAGGUUGUGUUCUUUUCCUACAUAUAUUGUUUCAUUUCAGGGUGGAGCUUUGGAGUUGUACCUCAAGGUAAUUGACUGGUAAGAUACUUGCUUUUUCUCCAAAGUGCUCUGUCCUGGCUACCUUGAGGACAUGAGGAAGGGACGGGAGGCAGUUUGCUUCUUUAAUAAGCAGGUGUCUCUACAAUUGUAGAACUGCUGUGGUUCAGCUAAUGGCAUGUCAUGCCAUGUCAUGUGAACUUGCUUGGGUUGAUGUGGCAUUUCUUAAUUGCACUGCAUCAUUUGAGUGUGAUGUGCAUUUGCAUCUUCCCAGUUGUUCCUUGUAUUAAAGCCGAUUCCUUGCAUUUGCAUGCUGAAUAUCUCUCCCAUCUUGCCACAAAACGAUAUUUGCUCAGGAGCACCAAUAUUUCUGAUUUUUAUUUUAAAAACUAAACAGAGGUAAAGCUCUUAAAAGAAAGAGAAAGCACUACUUCUUUGUUGUUGCCAUUUUUAAAAUGGAGUAUGUCCCACGGGAGUCCUUGUAGGGAAUCUUCCCUCUGCCCCCCCUUCCCUCUGCUAAUGCUGCCCCUGCUUCCUUGAGGGUGGCUGGUCUGCUUCCCAAGAAGUCCUCCUCUGUGUAAUGAUGUAUGUGGUUGUAUUUUAGUUUACAUUAUGGUGGUGUUUGGGUGAAUUUGCGCAAGAAGAUAAAAAUAAACAAAGCCCCACUUUUGUACCUCACAGUUAAUUGCUUUAUUAUAAAGUUCAUAAGACUUGCUUCUCCCCACACUAUAUGUAGCUUUCUUUGUUGAAACAGGGAGAAGUGCAGACCCGUGUCUGUACAGGUAGACAACGGUUGUUAAUACAUCUGGUUUAGUACAGACAUAAAGAUUGAACAUGUUACAAUGAGUGCACAUGGGGCUGAGUGGGUGAGUGGGAUCACAUCUGCUGGCCUCAUUUCUGUCUGGGUUUCCAAUGUAACUUAUAGAGCACAGCUGGAUUUUAUAUUUUAUAUUUUUUAAAAAUGGGGCGUCAACCAUUAUAUACUCCCUUCUUCCCGGACAGCAGCCCUACAAAGCACCUAAUAGAACUUCAUUUGAAUGUCCGUGAAUUCCUCUCCUAUCUUCCCUUCAGUGACUAAGCACAGACUUCAUCAGCCAACCUUCUCCUCCCUCCUCCUCCCUCCCUCCUCCUCUUGCCCACUGCCAUUUUGUUUACCAAAAAGCCUAAUGAAGAGUUCUGGAGGACCUGAAAGCUUGCACAGUAUUUUGUAACAAACAUGUAUUGUUGACUCACUAAAAGUAUUCCCCUAAUUUGGACUUUGGAAUUAUAUUUAAAAUUAUGUAUAUCUAUGUAAUGUUCUGCCCGAUUUAUCAGUUCAUCUUUUUUUUAAACGAAUUAAACACUUCAGCCCUACGAAUAAUAUGUGAAAAGUAGGUGGAGUUCCCAUUUAAAAGUUAUAUUUAUACCUGAUGUGUGAAAAGAGGAGGCCACCAAGGCAACAUAGCAAUUCCAUAUAAAUAAUAACAUACCUUGAAUGGGAGUCUUGUUUUUCUGGUUCAGAAUUUGACUGAUGAGUCUUAGUUGUUGAUGGAAGCUUGUGUAAUUGCAGCUAUUGUAAAAAUGACCUGUCAUCUGCUCCACAGUGACAUGGCUCUGUAACUCUGUUCCAGUCCACAGAAUCUUGA